UUUUAUAGAACAUUUUUUCAUAAAAUUAAAUGAAGUAGUAUAAUUUAUUAUUUGAUUUAAAUUUAAUUUUGUGUACAUUUUAGUUAUAAUUUCUAGUAACGAUCUAUAAUGAUUAAAGGGCCACGUAACUAAUGUUAUCUAUGCGUCGCGUAAGAGUAAAAGAAAGUUGGAUAGUUCCGUAGUAGGUCAAUGGUACAUCAUCGCGUGCAAGUAGCGUUAAGGACUGACGUCGACAUCAGGCGAUUGAGACGAGGGCCUAAGUCUGGUUUAAGACGCGGCCGGCGACAGUUGUUCUGUCGCAUCACUUAUUAUAUUUUUCCGCCUCUAUAACGUGUUCACCGUGACCGUGAAAGUUAUAAUCGUGUCAUAUUACCGUAAUCAUGGGUGGUAAAGUCGAAAAUGUUGGCAUUCUUGCUAUGGAAAUAUAUUUUCCUUCACAAUAUGUUGAUCAAGUGGAAUUAGAAAAAUUCGAUGAAGUAGCUGCUGGUAAAUACACUAUCGGUCUUGGACAGAGUCGGAUGGGCUUCUGUUCUGACAGAGAGGAUAUAAAUUCUCUUUGCCUCACUGCUUUACACAGGCUUAUAGAGAAAAACAAUAUAAAUCUUCAUGAUAUUGGACGCUUGGAGGUAGGUACAGAAACAAUUAUAGAUAAAAGUAAAAGUGUCAAAACAUUCCUCAUGACAUUGUUUGCAAAAGAAGGUGCUACAGAUAUUGAAGGAAUUGAUAACACAAAUGCUUGCUAUGGAGGUACAGCAGCUCUUUUUAAUGCUAUUAAUUGGGUAGAGUCUUCGUCAUGGGAUGGCAGAAAAGCAAUUGUGGUAGCAGGUGAUAUUGCAGUGUAUGGAAAAGGCCCAGCAAGGCCUACUGGAGGGGCAGGAGCUGUGGCCAUGCUGAUUGGACCUGAUGCACCAUUGGUUUUCGAUUGUGGUGUCCGUGCAUCAUAUAUGACACAUGCAUAUGAUUUCUAUAAGCCUGACUUAGCAUCUGAGUUUCCCUAUGUUGAUGGAAAAUUAUCAAUCCAGUGCUACCUGAGUGCUUUAGAUAAUUGUUACAAUCUAUUCUGUCAGAAAAUGAGGAAAGUGGACCCUAAUUUCAAAGGUCUGUUGAGUUUAGAUGGUAUGUUAUUCCAUUCUCCAUACUGUAAGCUUGUUCAAAAAUCACUAGCUCGAGUUAGCUUCAAUGAUUUUCUUAAUGCAACAGAUGAAGAAAGAGAAAAACAGUUCCCUGGGCUUUCACAGUUUAGUUCAUAUAAAAGGGCAAAUACUUAUUUUGAUAAGGAUGUAGAGAAAGCAUUCAUGACAUACAGUAAAGAACUUUUUGAAGAAAAAACCAAGCCAUCGCUUCAUAUUGCUCGAAAUGUUGGAAAUAUGUAUACACCAUCAUUGUAUGGAGGACUUGUAUCCUACUUAGUGAGCAAAUCACCGGACCAGCUUAUAGGAAAGAAAUUUGCUUUAUUUUCUUAUGGUUCCGGCUUAGCUUCAACUAUGUAUUCCAUUAAUAUUUGCAAUGAUAUGAGUGUUGGUUCAAAAUUAGAAAAAAUACUUAAUUCUUUACAUGAAAAUGUUGCAAUGUUAGAUGCAAGGCAGAGUGUAGAACCACAAAAGUUCUCUGAUAUAAUGCAAGUAAGGACGGAGAAUUAUCACACAGCACCUUAUGAACCAUCAGGGUCAAUAGAUGUGCUAUUUCCUGGUACAUAUUAUCUAAACAAAAUAGACGACCAAAGACGACGCACAUAUGAUAGGAAGAUAUGAGGCAUUUAUUUAUCAUAAUAUCUAGUUUAUUUUUGUGCUGGUGUAGGACUUAAUCAAUAGUUAUGAUUUAAAUUAUUUGUCUAUACUUAUGUUAGCAUAGCACUUUGUAGUUUUACUUAUAUUUCUAGGUAUAUCAAUUAAAUUUUUUUUAGUUUGACUGGGGUUAACAGUUAUAAAGAAUGUAGUAAUUUUUAAAUUACACUUGUUUAAGUGCAGCAAGCAACAUUGUAAAACAUUGUUAAUAUGUCAGUGAUAAUAUGUAUUAAAAAAUGUAAUCAAUAAAGGUGGUGCAAUAUGUUUGAUGUAACAGAAAACAUUUUUAUAUUAUAUUCAAUUAUAGUAGUUGAAUUUUAAUUCUUAAUUUUGAGAAAAUUUAUAUUUAUUGCAGCUAUUUUGAAAUUCAAUUUCAGUAGCAAACUUGAGAAUCAAUUUAAUAUAUUUAUCUGUUUAAAUGUAUGUCUUGUACUUAUACUCUUUGAUAAAGGGGUAAUAAAGUGGUGUGUUAAUUGAA
This is a messenger RNA of Nymphalis io (European peacock), 2262 nucleotides long. RefSeq names its product hydroxymethylglutaryl-CoA synthase 1 (gene Hmg-s). The transcript has a single exon. Gene Ontology annotation, molecular function: hydroxymethylglutaryl-CoA synthase activity. The record is from RefSeq and is a predicted model, not a curated record. Gene Ontology annotation, biological process: acetyl-CoA metabolic process. Lineage: Eukaryota; Metazoa; Arthropoda; Insecta; Lepidoptera; Nymphalidae. Bases 381 to 1751 code for a protein of 456 amino acids.